Messenger RNA from Tetranychus urticae (two-spotted spider mite), 3945 nucleotides. RefSeq names its product TBC1 domain family member 30. Gene Ontology annotation, cellular component: endoplasmic reticulum. NCBI's taxonomy places the organism in Eukaryota, Metazoa, Arthropoda, Arachnida, Trombidiformes, Tetranychidae. The record is from RefSeq and is a predicted model, not a curated record.
UUAAAAACCAGACAACAGAGGGAGCAACAAGACAGAACAACAAAUUCAUUAUUUUUCCCAUUUCCUAGUAAAGACUUGAGUUUGCGUUCAGUUCAGAUGAAGGUCGAUCGAUUUUGUCUUUACUUUUAUUUCCUCUCUCUCUGAAUCUUUCCCUGACUCUUUCCCUCACUCACUCUACAACAAUAUAUAAAAUGAAUUACGAUGAUAAAUAUUUUGUGAGAAUAAGUGAAAACUAAAUGCAAAAGGAAGAUAAAUCUUCCGGUGCGUAAAAGCACAGGUUGCACUGUUCAGAGUUUCAAUUGUCGAUCAGAUGAUUCAGUGGAAACAUACAAAAUCCAUGAGUCAACUUGAAAACUGGCAAAUGUUGAAAUAAUUUCUCCACAAUUGCUAUUCUCAUUUCUGAAUCUCUCCUUUUGCCUCAUUUUUUGCUCUGUGUCCAUAAAUAUCGUUGUAAUAUUUAUAUAAACAUAUUUUCAUUUCAUAUAACAUCUGAUUUCCCAUGUUUCUGUUGCAUUCACACAUUCGAUGGACUUGAAUAUCCAGUAAAACAGUAAAAUUAACACACACUUGACUCUUUUGAUUAGUAUUGCAAGUCUAUAAAAAUACAACUCUCAAUCCUUUUAUACUAAUGUGUUAACCAUAUUGAUAAAUACACUUACCUUUGUAAUCCACCUCUUGAAAUGAACACUUAACAUCACAACAAUAAUCAUCAUCAUCUUCAUCCAUAAAAACCAUUCAAUGAUGAUUCUGUGUUUCCCUAUUUCUGGUUUGUGAUUAAACCAAACACAUUAUUAACCAGCAUUGACAAAUAUUAAUUUACCCUGGUAACUGUAAUCAACAUCAAUAACUCAUGUUUCCAUUAAUUGUUUCCCAUCUUUAUCAUCAACCACUCUGAAAAUCAUCAUCUGUCUGUAAAGAUGAUGGUAGUUGAUUGUUACCAUUCAAUUGAAUAGUUAAUUUCCAUCUCAAAAUUAAAACCAUUUACCAUUGUUUCAACACAAUUUAAUUCAAUUAGUUGAAUACAAAAUUCCCUGUUAAUCCAGUCUUCUUCUUCCCAUUAAUCAUAUUUAACAAAGAUAACAACUAAUCACCAUUUAAACCCUUCUAAUCAUGAGCCAAAUGAUUAACUCAGCAAUAUUAAAUCUUGGAAGAAAAUUAUCCUCCAGUGGAGUUGAUACCAAAAUGAGAUUCUCAAUUGAACCCAUUCCAGGAGAUUCUGGUUUCAAUCAAUGGCAUGAUGCAAUGAGAAUGGUUGCUCGACUUCCUGGCGGAAUACCAAAUGAGUUUAGGAAAAAGUUAUGGUUAACCUUGUCUGAGCGAUUCAUUGAAAGUCGUAACAUUAAUUGGAGUAAAACGUCCAAAUUUUGUUUCAAUGAAAAAUGUAAUCCUGAAGAUGAUUCCCUUGGAACUCAGAUUGUCAAGGAUCUUCAUCGAACAGGUUGCAGUCUAUUCAGUGGUGAAGACUCUGAACAUAACCAAGCUCUUCUCAAGCAAGUUUUACUUGCCUUUGCCCGUUGGAACAGAGGAGUUGGCUAUUGCCAGGGAUUCAACAUGUUGGCAGCAAUAAUACUUGAAGUGAUGAACUGGGAUGUCGAUAAUUCCUUGAAGGUUAUGAUUUACCUGAUUGAAGGUGUUCUACCAACAAGUUAUUUUGCCAACAACUUGAGAGGUUUAUCAGUCGAUAUGGCAGCUUUCCGUGAUCUACUUCGACUUCGAUUACCUCAACUUUCAAAGCAUCUGGAUAAACUUCAAAAUGAAGCUCAAGAUUUAAGCACUGGAGCCAGUUAUGAGCCACCUUUGGUCAACGUUUUCACCAUGCAAUGGUUUCUAACGUUAUUUUCAAAUUGUCUUCCCAAACCUUUGGUCCUCCGAAUUUGGGAUUUAAUAUUUUUGGAAGGAAAUGAAAUUCUUAUCAGAACUGCCUUAGCAAUUUGGGAUUGUUUACAAGAUCGAAUCAUCAAUGUUGAAAGUGCUGAUGAAUUUUACAGCAUCAUGGGAGUUUUAACACGAGAAAUGAUGGAGUUUGGAGUCAGAGAUACAAAUGAACUUGUCAAGACAAUUUGUACAAUGGCACCAUUCCCGUUUCCACAAUUAGCUGAUUUUCGGGAAAAAUACACCUUCAAUAUAAGGCCUUUAACCUCUUUGGUCAAGAAAGGAGUUAAUUUGUUUUACAGUGAUGAGGAAGAAGAUGAUUCAACUACCGAUCCAAUUAUGGUGGCAAGUUGGUGUUUGUCCAAUGCUUUUAGUGGAGAUCGAAGUCGAGAACGAAGUGGAAGUCGAGCAACAUCACCUUCAACACUUGAUGGUUUCAGUAAUAGUCUAUCGAUGAUUGGAACGACAAUUGGCACUAACUCAACAAAUUUCCUCUCUUCUGCCAAUAUUGACCCUCAACGUAUGAGUCUGGACAUUUCACUUCUUAAAAAGCAAUACAUGAAACUAAAGGAGCGUCAAAGGCAAGCUCAUAUCAUUUUAAUUGAGGGAUUCCAAAACGCUCAAACAAAUUCAGUUUCCCGGAAACAAUCGAUGACAGUGAACCAUUUAUUGCAAGGUAAAACUGCUCUAAUUGCCAAGCGACCUAGAAAACCCUGUUCAGUUCGUCAACCCACCAUUGGAAGUGUAGCAUCUGCAAAUGGAUCUGGACGCUGUCCAGGCAAUAAAAAAUUUCUCACCGAACGAUCAAAAACAGUGGCCAAUCUUGAUCCAAUGUUAAAGCCUGAAAAGAAGCUGACUGUCGAUAGCAAAGCAACAGAAUCAGGAGAGACUCUCUUUUGGACUGAUUUGCGCUCAGAAAGGCAAAAGAAUCGAAUUGCUCGUAAAAUGUCAGAACCUUCAUUAAGCAUAUGCCAUGAGUCGUCCAUUGAAGCCAACAACAGCUUGGACGAACCCGAAGUAGCCUUUAUUGGAUAUUCAACAUCCAGCUCUGGAUUAACCAUUAGCAAGCCAAUCAAACGAUUUGAUGGACCAAAAAAGGAAAGCUCAGUUGAUAGUGAUGACGAUGAUGAUUAUCAUGUCUCGACCAGCUCGUCCAGUAGUAAAAGUAGCAACAGUAUUUUAAGCAGCGAAUGUCAUGAUGAUUCAAGUUCAACCGAGCUGUGUGAUGAUAUUGACGAGGAUGAAGAGGACAACAACAACAACAACAUUAACAAAAACAUUAAGAUUAAUAUGAACAUUAUCAAGAGUUCGGAUGAAUUAAAUACUGAUGAUGGGAAUAACAAUUUAGCUGGUUUGGUAACCCAUUCUGGUUUAUCCAAUCCGAGUGGACAAACCAAUGUAGAAUGGACGGGAAAAUUGAAGUCUAAAAAGCAGGCCAAUGAGAUUGAAUUUGGAGUCGAUAAUGAUUUGGAAAGUGAUAGCAUAAGUGCCAAAAAUUGCCUUAAUAAUAAAAAGAUAUGGAGAAAGGGUGAACCGGUUGAGGAUAAAGUGAUUAACCUUUCAACUGAGGUCUAUCCUUUGGAAACUGCUGAUGAACCUGAAAUUGUUUCCAAACCAAAUUCACAGUUUAUCAAGCCAACCAAUGGAACCGAGUUAAUUGCAGUUAAUCACAUUGAUGAAAUUAAGAAAGAGUUGUCCGAUUUAAGUGUUGAACAGUGUAUACAAAAGCUGAAUGAAAAGAUAUCUUCAUUGAGUUCAACUUGAAUUGUUGAUAAAAUUGUUGAAUCCAAAAAUUUCAUUGAAACCCUUCUAUUCAAUCAAUUAAUCUACAAUUCUCCUAAUUUAAUUGACUUGGACAAUUUGUUUGGUAUUAAUCUGUAAUCUGUAUAUAAGUUUUCAAUAUUUUAUUCAUUUUAAUUGCCUCUCUAUUCAAAAAAAACAAUAUAUUGUGAGUGCGAAUAUUGAUAUUUCAAAUGUAAACUUAAAAGUGAUACAAAAUUGUGAACUUGUUUUGUCCUUCAUAUUAUAUUUAUGACAAUUAACUAUCAUGAUUAAAAUGAUGAUUUGUUUAAA